Trametes versicolor FP-101664 SS1 is the source of this 1248-nucleotide messenger RNA. RefSeq lists its product as uncharacterized. Bases 1 to 1248 code for a protein of 415 amino acids. NCBI's taxonomy places the organism in Eukaryota, Fungi, Basidiomycota, Agaricomycetes, Polyporales, Polyporaceae. The record is from RefSeq and is a predicted model, not a curated record. The transcript has 6 exons.
AUGGCGAGGGAUGUUCCGGCGAUGCAGACGUUGUAUCUCCCGAACGUCAGUGUCCACAUCCCUGGCAACGUCUUCACGGCACCGUUGUACGUGAUAGUGGAGAAAAUUCAAGGUAUUCGGCUUCGUCAACGCAUCAAAAUCACUGUGACGUUUGUCGAGUGGCUUCCGGGACAUCCCUCCGUUUUUGGGUUGGAGGCUGGUAUUAGCUUCAUGCCGCCGCCGGUGUCUGCGACGUCGGGAUCGCUCUUCGUAGGGGGCGAGCUUUUUGUAGCGGUCUUGGAAAUCCCCGCCCUGUUCCGUAUCACGAAGGAUAUGGUUACUACGCCGACGAUGGAUGAUGCCUCUGCUGUCGCCACCGGUUCUGCUACCGGUGUAUCCGAUGACUUCGAGCAACUCCGAGGAGCGCUGUCGGAACUGGUCAAAUCUCCGUACUACGUCGGCAACCCUUCCUUACAAGACCAUGUCAAGUGGGUUGUGCUUCCUACUUGUUCGGUGCUCGUUCGCACGGACACCGAGGAGGAAGCCGAGGUUGAAUGGGUGGGAGAAAUCGACCCUCGCGGUAUAGCGUACCACCUGUACGUUGACGGCGGGUGGAGGGUGGAAUUCGCUGCUGGAUCGCCGCUCUUCGCUUCAAAGGCUCGUGCGCUUCUGAUGAAGCCCUCGCGUAACGUAUGGUCCACGGCAGCCGGUCUGUGGCCUGACAUACUCGCUGGAUUUAACAAUAUCGAGUCCAGCCGCGCGCAGGCGGGCGCUACGAAGCAGAACACGAUAGUGGAGUUGGGGAACAAGAUCAAAGUUCGGCAUAUAAUUUUCGAGUCGGUCGGCAACGUUGGCAAUGAGGUCCGCGAUAACUCUGAUGCUGAUGCCGAUAAUGAUGAUCCCUUCGAUAUGCGGAAUUGGAAGUGCUCAUCCGUCGCAGCUCGCACGGAGCUCAACGAACUCGUCAAGUCCGGCGAGUAUACUGGAAACGUGUUACCCGCUUUCACCGACGUCGCAGGUGAUGUUCUUGUCCUUCCGGGGGACUACGAACGCACCCUUCGUGGCGCUCUGGUCCUCAUCCGUACGGCCAUCACGUAUCAGCCGUUUGAGAGCAAGACGACCAAGCUCGAUAAUUACUAUGCCGAGAUUCGCGACAUUCGGGUUCUACAUGCACCUCCUCCUGCUCCCCCGUCCGCCUCGAAGAAACGCGUCUCGGAUGUGUUGGAGCGGAUGAAGAAGGCUCGUGUUGCUGCAAAGAUGGGGGCUUGA